Molecule: messenger RNA, 798 nt
Organism: Prorocentrum cordatum
Lineage: Eukaryota; Dinophyceae; Prorocentrales; Prorocentraceae
Source: the annotation of a GenBank genome assembly
AUGACCCUUGAUUGCUUCAAAGACUCCGUUCUGCCUGCCUGGCACGCUCUCAUGAGCAAAGCCUCCACGUCCUUCCUGGGCAUCCUGGUGCUCGCCAUAUUCGGCGUCCUGUUUUCAUUCAUCUCGCUUCCGAGGCUGAGCUGGGAGUUCAACGAGGUGCCUGGGCCAGACAUGUUCAGCAACGGCAACACUGGCAUUCUCGUUGACUUGAAGCAGGCGCUCUACAUCGUGCAAAGGAUGACCCUUAUGGGGGACUUCGACGAGGAUGUCAUCGAGGGCAGAGGGAGGAGCAUCUUCUUCACCUUUAACAGGACCGCCAAGUCAUUCCACACCGGAAGCAUGCCGAAGACGGCGGCGACCGAGACUGCGAUGACGAACGAAUUGCCUUUCUUCUGCCUUGCCAUGGCCCUGGGGUUCGGGGUGCUGAUGAACCUUUACAUCGGCAUCCUCAGUAACGAGUACAACAAGGCGAUCUCCGACUUGAAACGGCUGACUGGCAGGCACCGGAUCAUCGUCAGCUUCCCACACCUCCUCAACAUGUACGGCCGCAGUCAGCUGGGUCUGACCGGACCAGACGUGUUUCUCCAGGCACGUGCAGGUCUUCCAAACAUUGGGUGUCUGCAGGAGGAUUCUUCUGUGGACAGCGGGUUCUGGUUCGCCCUCCCUGCGAAGAACCAGAAGACGAAGAGAACCGCGUUUUUGACAGCCCGAACGGGAGCGGACACGUGCGACUUGGGCCAAGCGGGGGAGGCCGCGCACGACAAGGUCGCGGUGUCUGGCUGGAAGACCACUGGUUGA